Symbiodinium necroappetens is the source of this 2482-nucleotide messenger RNA. The record is from the annotation of a GenBank genome assembly. NCBI's taxonomy places the organism in Eukaryota, Dinophyceae, Suessiales, Symbiodiniaceae.
CCGCUCUGCUCUGCAGUGUUUUUGGAUGCUCCCCGCCAAUAUUGCCGUCGCCAUCUACAUGAUGACCGGUGCCGCGGACAUCCCGUCUACUUCGCGCACUUCGGCCGCCUCCGGGGAGGAGUCUGUGGCUGCUCCCGCUCCUGGCCCGGGCCCACUGCUGUCUCCCACUUCCGACAGCGGUGAAACUACUGAGCCGGCCAUGGAGGAGCCCUCUGCCACUACCCCGCCUCCGGCCGAGACCGCCCCCGCGGCUCCCGAAGUGGUUGCCGCUGAUGGCGAGUCUGGCUCCGCUUCCGGCUCUCGCUCGCCUGAGGCGUGGGGAGAGAUCUUAGCCUUUUUAGACCGUCCGCAACAAGCCCGGCAGUCUGCGCUUGCUUCGUUGCCGACUUCCGAUCUGAUUCGGUUGACGAUGGCCCGUGGCUUGGUUGAGCCCCUGCCUGAUUUUCCUGUGACUUUCCCCUCUUCCGGAACUGGAAGACUGUGCCGGGAUCUGGGGCGGAGGGCUGGGUGGCGAUGCCAGCACCACACGGGCUUGGCCCACCUGGCGAUGUUCCAUCGCGUGCAGGAUGGUGAGCAGCCGCUGGCGGACAUCCGGAAGAGACAGCCCGUCCAGGAGCUGACCGUGAACCAGCACGGAGGGCAUGGGAACAGGGGAAAACUUCCCGUAUCCCGACCACUGACUCCCGGAACUAGACUGGGGCGGGUCCCGGCGGCGUAUCCCAAGCACCGCCCGGUGACGGUAAAGCGAACCAUUUCUGCAGCUACGGGCCAGCGCGCAAAGCAGCUGGUGCGAGUACAGAAGAUGGCGUCCGCAGGGCGGAGCCAGACGGUGGCACCGGCGACGUCAAAGGACUUGGACCUGAUGGCCGACGGCUCUGUCUGCAUGGCAACAUGGACGACAUUGCUGCGAGCAUUCCAAAGGAAGCCGAAAGCAGACACAGAGGCCGACGGGGGCGGAGCCGCAGAUUUAGGUGCGUCCGCCGGUGUGGGGGACGGUGCCGAUGGGGCGACAGGUUUCUCUGAGGCACUGACAGCGGGCCUCGGUGUGAAAACUCGGCAUCUCAAGCUCCCCUCCUCGGUCGCCUCGCGCCUGCCCGGCAUGUCUGUCCGACCUCGCUUGGACGAUCCGGCGGCCCUGGUGGCCAUGCUUGACCAGCUCUCGGCUUCCCCAGCUGUUCGCACAGCCCUUUCCGGAAAAGGCUUUGCAUCACUGGGGUCAUUGGCCUUCGCUGUGUCCGAUCCGUCGGACGCUGACGAGGUCCGGCUGUUUGUCAGGUCCACCUUGUCCCUUCCGGACACGGAUGCCUCUUCUGCUGCUCCGCCCAAGCCAGCACUUGGCUCCGGAGCACAGCCUUCUGCGCCUGCACCAUCAGCCUCUGCCACCAAAAUCGCUGUGCCAGAUCUCUUGCAUCUGUGCAAGACUUUCUUGGCGAAAUACCCGGGCGAGCUCCUUACCCCGGACUCUGCCCCCUCGGUUGACUUUUUGUCUCUGCUAAAAAACCAUCACGACGCACAGCAGUCCCUGUGGAUCCCGUGGCGCCUGCGCACCUCCGAGUCCGAUGCUACCCGCUGGGAGGAGGCCCGACGCCCUCGCAAUGACCGUCAGUUACUCCGCUCCCUCUUGGACGCUGACGCGGAACCUGCGUCGGCAUCGGUCAACCUUAACACGCAGGGCCCAUCGGAUCCGGUACUUCGCCGCUCUAUGAGUCUGUUCGCGACGGCGCUUGCGAUGCUCGAUCAAAAGUCUGUGUGGGCUUCCGUGUCUGAGCUUAUCCGGGACCACGGUUGGAGCCUUUCUGACUCCCUCAAUGAAGUUGCCUUCUGCCGUGGCGAGAUGGCGAACCUGCUUCAGGCCCGGCCCCGCCCUCCCAAACCCCUCACCGGUCCGCCCGGGACUGUAACUGGUUCGCCCGGUAAGGGUGACUCCCUGGAACGCCUGGUUGCACUCGUUCUGGACGUGGCCAAGGCUCAUCGCCGUAUUCUUAUUCGCAAGCAGGACCGUGGCCUGCUCUGCUUCCGGCACAAGAACGCUAUUUAUCAAUGCACUACGUUAAACUUUGGCGCACGGGUCUCCAGCUUCUUCUGGGCACGUGCCGCUGGACUAUUGGUUCGUCUAGUCCACAAACUCAUCCGCGUCCGUCACUCUGCCAAGAUCUACAUCGACGACUUGCUCUGCCUUCUGGACUCCGUCCCUCUUUCCUGGCACAAAUGCCCUCUGUCCCCGCGCGUUGUUUGGAUCGGCUGGGAAAUUGAUCUUGCAAUCUUUACUGUUCGCUUGGACCCGCAGAAGUUCCAGCGACUCUGUGCUCUUCUUCGCCAGGCUCUCUCGUCACGACGUUGCUCAACGCAUCUUCUUGAGCGUAUCACCGGAAAGCUCCUCUGGUUGUCUUCGCUAUUCAAGACUUUCCGCCCUUCUCUGGCUCCGCUCUACGCUGACCGACACGCUUUUCUGCCCACCAUAUGGCUGCCCUGGAUCCGCAAC